AAUUGACAAAAUAAUUGUUUUGAGGCAGAGCCACCGGUCUUAGCUACACCGCCAGUAGCACGCUCGAAACCGUCGUCCACUCCCCACCCCCAAUGAUCGUUGCCUCCCUUUAAUUUUUCACAAAUCGAUCGAUUAAAUUAAGAAAAAUUAGCAUACAAUCGCAUCAGCAUCAACAUGAGGAAGCGAGAUUUAGCAAUCCUUAUGCUGGCCGCUUUCGCCAUUUUCUUCUCCCUUCAGCACGAAGGCGAUUUUUCGUUUAAGGAGGCAUGGUACCAUUUAUCAGACGAAUAUCCCAUCAAAUACGAAGGCGAACGUCUUCCUCCACCUAUUGUUUCCGAUCUUAAUGGCGAUGGCAAGAAAGAGGUUCUUGUGGCUACUCAUGACGCUAAAAUUCAGGUUUUGGAGCCUCACACUAGGCGUGUGGAUGAAGGGUUUAGUGAGGCCCGUGUUCUUGCAGAGGUGAGCCUGUUACCUGAUAAGAUCCGGGUAGCUUCGGGCAGACGGGCAGUGGCCAUGGCAACAGGGGUGGUUGACCGAACUUUCAAACGUGGUCAAGUACAAAAACAGGUCUUGGUUGUUGUGACAUCAGGUUGGUCCAUUAUGUGUUUUGAUCACAACCUCAAAAAACUAUGGGAGACAAACGUUCAGGAGGAUUUUCCACAUAAUGCUCACCAUAGGGAGAUAUCUAUCUCUGUAAGUAAUUAUACGUUAAAACACGGAGAUGCUGGCCUUGUAAUUGUUGGAGGACGAAUGGAAAUGCAGCCACAUAUGCACCUCGAUCCUUUUGAAGAAAUUAAAAUGGCUGAAGAAAGUGCCGAUCAGCAUAGAAGAAGUGCAAGUGAAAAAGAAUCUGCAGAUGCUUCGAGUGCUGUGGACUUACGCCAUUUUGCAUUUUAUGCUUUUGCGGGGCGAACUGGUACCCUUCGCUGGAGUAGAAAGAAUGAGAACAUUGAAGCAACUUCAUCAGAUGAAUCUCCACUAAUCCCACAACAUAAUUAUAAGCUUGAUGUCCAUGCUCUCGAUAGGCGCCAACCAGGAGAGUUUGAAUGCAGGGAGUUUAGAGAAUCAAUUCUCGGAACUAUGCCACAUCACUGGGAUAGACGGGAGGAUACGAUGUUGAAGCUGGCCCACUUUAGGCGGCACAAAAGGAAGUCAGUGAAGAGAACACCUGGAAAAACUUCAAAUUACCCUUUCCACAAGCCAGAGGAAAACCAUCCUCCAGGGAAGGACUCAACAAAAAAGAUUUCAAAUUUAAUUGGAAAAGCUGCAAAUUUUGCUAAUUCAGCCAAGACUAAGAAGGCAUCCCCGUAUGUUCCCACAAUUACAAAUUACACACAGCUCUGGUGGGUACCUAAUGUUGUUGUGGCUCAUGCAAAGGAAGGGAUUGAGGUUUUGCAUUUGGCAUCCGGUCGCACAUUAUGCAAGCUUCACCUUCAAGAGGGUGGCCUGCAUGCUGAUAUUAAUGGAGAUGGAGUUCUUGAUCACGUCCAGGCUGUUGGGGGGAAUGGUGCUGAACAAACAGUUGUUAGUGGAUCAAUGGAGGUGUUAAAACCUUGUUGGGCUGUUGCAACAUCUGGUGUACCAGUACGAGAACAGCUUUUUAAUGUUUCGAUAUGUCAUCGCUCUCAUUUCAACUUUAUCCCGCAUGGAGAAUACUCUAGAACCUUCGGUAGAGCUGUAGAUGUAAGUUCACUUGAGGUAGCAACACCGAUCCUCAUCCCAACAAACGAUGGCCAUAAACAUCGAAAGGGUAGCCAUGGAGACAUUGUGUUUUUAACAAACCGUGGGGAGGUUACAGCAUAUUCACCUGGUUUGCAUGGACAUGAAGCGGUCUGGCAGUGGCAGCUGUUGACUGGCGCAACAUGGUCAAACCUCCCGUCACCAGCAGGGAUGAUGGAUGCCGGUUAUGUGAUCCCCAGUUUGAAACCGUUUAAUUUACGAAUGCAUGAUAAUCAGCAUCUUAUCUUAGCAGCAGGUGAUCAAGAGGCUGUAGUGAUUUCGGCUGGUGGAAGUCAACUGACGUCUAUUGACCUUCCUGCACCACCAACUCACGCCUUGGUUGAUGCGGAUUUUUCAAAUGAUGGGUUAACCGAUCUGAUUGUUGUGACUUCUAAUGGGGUGUACGGGUUUGUUCAAACGAGGCAACCGGGGGCGCUCUUUUUUAGCACACUUGUUGGCUGCCUAAUAGUUGUGAUGGGGGUUUUUUUCGUCACUCAACACUUAAACUCAAUGAAAGGGAAACCUCGAGCUCCAUCAGGCCACAUUUAAAAAAGAGUAACGAUAGAUGGUAUACAAAGCUGAGGUGCUUAAUCAGACGGUGAAGGGUUUCUGAUUUUAGUAAUGUGAGUUAGCAGGCUCUAGUAGCAAAACCCUUAAUUAGAUGUCUCUGUUUUAUUUGUUUUUAAGUUGGUUAUCGAAUAUGAUGUUAAGAGAACCGUUCCUGAGGCUUCAUGUAUACGAAUUCCUGGACUGAUGCAGCUCAUAGCACAUUUAGUCAUAAUACAGUUAAAGAGUUUUGUAAAUUUGAUGUG
Molecule: messenger RNA, 2531 nt
Organism: Helianthus annuus (common sunflower)
Lineage: Eukaryota; Viridiplantae; Streptophyta; Magnoliopsida; Asterales; Asteraceae
Exons: 13
Coding region: 175-2268 (697 amino acids)
Source: RefSeq, a predicted model, not a curated record